AUGCCGGUCCAGGUGAAGUACAACCAACAGCAGAAGUAUGUGAAGCUGGAUGACGUUGAGGGACAGUUUGACUUUCUCCAAUUCCAUGAAAAAGUCAUUGAGAGAUUUUGCCUCCCACCCGAUGCAAGCAUUAUGUACAAGGAUGCAACAGGGACAGAAGUUGAUGCGGAAAUAUUCAGCGACCUGGUUGGACAAGGCAAUGUGGUGCUGACAAUAUUCUCAAGCCAGGAAUUUUCAGACCUGUCCUUGUCCUCUGCAUCUGAGAUCUCUGACUCUAGCUUCAACUCAAGCGGAACACUUACCAUGGAUGAGAUCCCUCACAAGAGACAGCAAAAAGAGAAUAAGCAUCAUGCAACAUCAGCUAAACAGUUGAUUGAAGCUGUGUUAAAAGACAAGUCUGGCGGUGAAGCAGUACUUCAGGAGUACCAAACAACAGAAACCCUAACAGAUAUCACAAGACGACAAAUGGUCAACAUACUGGUGGCUCACAUGAUUGAUAGUCAUGGAAACCUCCCCACUAAGGCAGUCAGAGAGGAAUAUGCUCUUGGCAUAGUGACACUGUUCCCGUCUCUCAAGGAUCCAUACACCAAGAAAGGCUAUGUGGAGCAAGACUUCAUUCUCCUAUUUGAUAAUGAGACAUCCUCCAGGCUGCUUCAGAAGUGGGAUGUGUUCUUCAAACCAAACAUCAUAAAAGAGGCUAAGCGACUUACUUCAACACCAGAGUUGCGGCGCUUGUUACAGUCAGCAGAAUGUUCCAUUGGAAGUGAUGAGGCAACAUCUUACGACCAUGAAAUGGCCUCCCUGUUGUUGCUCAUACAUCUCCUUCCACCACCACCAGGAGGACCGAAGUCUCCAAAAAUCAGUGCAUGUGAUGCCAUUGAGAAACUUGUUGUCUUUCAUAAGUCAUGCUGCAGUAUGGAGGAGCAUCUCCGCAACCAGCAGGGUCGGCAGCCAUACCUCCUCACUGUUGGCCGUCAGAAGAGCAAGAUCGACAGCUUCUACAUCGCCAUGGAUAAGCAUCUCAUCCCAUGCCAGGCAAACCGCUCCCUUGGGGCAUUUGAUGAACUUUUCAAAGCACAUUUUGAUGAAUAUAAAGUUGGGCUUGUUGUUUGCAGUGCAAUGGAAGAAGACAUUCCAGUCUUUUGUCAGAUACGUGAUAUACUUUUGGUUGAAGACCACAUUUUUUUUAUGAUAAUCAAGCUAUUCACAGAUAAUUUUGAUUGUCAUUAUCAUGCAUUCAGGGUAUCACAAAGUGAGCAAAGGUUUAUAAUAAAAAUGUCUGAGCUUAAAUUUCACAAACCAUUUGAUAUCCAAAGUUCAUUUAAUGUUUCAGAUGAAAUUUUGUACAUUUUACCUUCAUUCAUUAUGUUUUAGGUCAACUGUAUUAAUGACUGUGUGGCAAAAAUAAAUGAUUGUUGAAAAUGAUAA
This is a messenger RNA of Nerophis ophidion (straightnose pipefish), 1428 nucleotides long. RefSeq lists its product as uncharacterized. The record is from RefSeq and is a predicted model, not a curated record. Bases 1 to 1374 code for a protein of 457 amino acids. Lineage: Eukaryota; Metazoa; Chordata; Actinopteri; Syngnathiformes; Syngnathidae. The transcript has 8 exons.